CGGUUCCGCGGGCCAGUUUUUUCGGGAUUUCCAUUUUGGGCCGUAAAUGCUCCGCCGCCGCGCUCCGCGUUUUUAUCCCGAGGGACUCCCGCGUCGCGCGCUCCCGAUUAUUGAUCAGUUCGCGCGCGCCUCCUCGAACCGCGGCGUGCGCCAAGUUUUCGGGAAGGAGAAGAAGAAGAAGAGCGGUAAUUAAUCGAGUCGCCGUGCGUUUCCGGUUUGCUCGGCCGAACUCGACCGGUGUGAAAUGCGCGUGACUUAACCUUCAAUUUUUGAGAUCAAUCUUUCGGGCGCAUCGGUGAUCGAGUGGUCUGGGUUUCAGUGCUAAAAAUUACGAUUUUUUUCCUCUUUUUUUUCAGUGAAUUACUACAUCGAACUUGGCCAGUCCUCAUUUCCGGUGUGAAAUAAAUGACUUAACCUCAAAUGUCUGCGGAAUAAAUCUUCGGAGCGCAUCGUCAGCCAAUGAUCUGAAUAUCAGUGCCGAAAAUUUCGAUUUUGUUUUCUUUUUUUCCCCUCGGUGGAUCAAACCGACGACAUCGAACUUGGCCAGUUUUCGCUUCCGUUGUGAGAUAAAUGACUUAACCUCAAAGUUUGACGGAAUAAAUCUUUGAAUUGCAGUGAUACGAAACAAGUGAUCUUAUUAUCAGUGAUAAAAAUCCCAACAUUUUUUCUUUAAGCCAAAUUUACUAUACCAAACUUGCCCGGUCGGAGUUUGGUGUAAAAUACUUCAAACUUGACCUUCAGUGUUACAAUUCAAAGCACGAAAUCUGAAGAAUACUUAAAAUUAAAGUGAUCUGAUCAAGUGUUUUCCUGCGCUCGCUUACGCUUUUACCGAUUUGUGAGAAUUUUUAUUUUUUUAAUUUUUAUUUUUUUACUCAUUUGUCUAUUCAUUUAUUUUAUUCUUUCACCGAAAAGUAACUCUUCCAACUUACGAAAAAAAUUCCUCUCAACGUGGUUUUAUGACGGUCCUCGCGCGUACUUGUGGAUAAUUAUUCCUAAAGAAUGCGGUGCCCAUCUUGAAUCGCGGGCGUAUUGCUAAACGGAUCGAGUUUUUUUUCGCGUGUAUGUUGGGUAUUUUUGGCAGGCAUGUCUUAACAAUGGAAUCCAACAUGGACGCAAAAGUUCCCUGCUCCACCGCACGAGAGAAUUCACUGUCACACCCCUGAAAAAUUUAAUGGCUUCUAUUCCUCCGAUGAAGGAGGAGAGCGUGGGGCUGCGGAGCUGAGCCGGGGGCGGCGAUAGGAUGUGAAGUCGAGGAAUGCUGAAAGAUCAGCACGAAGGAUCAGCGAGCCCGGGUCCAUCACCGACGGUCGUGUGUGCAGGAUGUGAGCAGCGGAUCGUGGAGCGAUUCUACUUGCUGGCCGCCGAUCGGCAGUGGCACGUCGCUUGUCUCCAGUGCUCCCAGUGCAAACUCCCCCUCGACGCCCAACUCACCUGCUUCUCCAGACACGGGAAUAUCUACUGCAAGGAUGAUUACUACAGGCUGUUCGCGGUGAAGCGUUGCGGGAAAUGCCAGGCCGGGAUCGCCUCGAACGAGCUGGUGAUGCGGGCCCGGGACGAGGUGUACCACCUGCACUGCUUCGCGUGCGCCUCCUGCGGGGUGCUCCUGACCAAAGGCGACCACUUCGGGAUGCGCGACGGCCUCGUCUACUGCCGGCCCCACUACGAGAUCCUCCGGCACAGGGACUACUGCGGCCCGGUCGAGCUCGAGGCCCUGUCGCCCUCCCACUGGACCGGCGGCGGCGGCACCACCGGCGGACUCCCCAACGUCCAGAAGGGACGACCCCGCAAGCGAAAGCUCAACUCCCCGUCCAGCGAUGACGCCGACAUCACGCUCAACAUGCAGCUCAACAGCGGCGCUCUCGAGAUGAUUCACUCGGGCGAUUUGUCUUCUUCGAUGGAGUCGUUGAGCUACGAUUCAUCGGUGACGUCGCCUGGAGCGGUGCACGGGAUACAGCAGCGAACGAAGCGAAUGCGAACCUCCUUCAAGCACCAUCAGCUCCGAACCAUGAAGUCCUACUUCAAUAUCAAUCAAAACCCCGAUGCCAAAGAUUUAAAGCAAUUAGCCCAAAAAACAGGAUUAUCCAAACGAGUCCUCCAGGUGUGGUUCCAGAACGCGCGCGCCAAGUGGAGGCGGAACAUCAUGCGGCAAGAGAACGGUCAGUCGGGCGGUCUGUCGGCGCAAACGGGUAACGGGGGCGGCGGCGUGGGGCCCGGCGGGGGCGCCCCUCCCUCAGUCGCCCCCUCCGCUGUCCUCCUCAGGGAUUCCGCCGCCCUCGACGACAUCUACAGGCACCACGCUCAAACCACUCAAACCCUCAACUUCGCCGACAUCGAUUGAGCUCCUCGCUCCAUGACUAGCUCAUUGUUUAAGGAUGCGGAUUUCUAGGGAAACAAUCGAUUCUGGACUAAAAAUCGAUUUAAGCCGGUUCGAUUUUGGUCUAAAAGCUAUUCAAGCCGGAUUCAUUUAGGUGCUUCAAUUAAUUUAUCUGAAUUUCGAUCUAUAAAUAUCAAUUUGUAAGAAACAAUCGAUUCUGAAGUAAAAAUCUAUUUAAGCCGGUUCGAUUUUGGUAUAAAAAGCUAAUCAAGCCGGAUUCAUUUAGGUAUAUAAAUCAAUUUGUCUGUAUUUCGAUUUGUAAAAAUUGAUUUGUCUGAAUUUCGAUUCUUACAUAUCGAUUUUUCUGAAGUUCGAUUCCUAAUUAUCGAUUUUUUCUGCUCCUACUCUCUCCUUAAGCAUUGGUAGAUCCAAAAAGUUGACAAGAUCAUUUUUUCUCCAUUCAAACCUAUGGUAAAUGUAGCGAUUUUUAGGGACGAGAGGUGUUCCGACAAGGCUUGAUUGGUCUAAAUGGAAGAAAUCCGGUGUUGCCAACUUGCUAGAUUCGCCUCUGUCGUUACGCUAAGAGCUAUAAAUUUAAUAAUUUAAAAUUAUCUAAAUUUUGUAUGAUUAUGAAUAUAGCCAAAUACCGCAAAAUUACAUUGAUUCAAAGAAAAAAUCGGCAAAUUGGAGUUUAAACAAUCGAUUUGAUUGAAUCGCCUUUUCUGAUCAAAAGAAAAAAAUCGAUUUUUUUGGUUAAAUUGAAUGAAAUCCGCACCCGUAUGGCGUUGUUCUAUUACCUUUAAGUCGAUCUGCGUUGAUCUACCUGUAAUUUAUUAAUGAUACUCACUUUCGUGUAUUUUUUAAA
This is a messenger RNA of Bemisia tabaci, 3179 nucleotides long. RefSeq names its product LIM/homeobox protein Lhx9. Gene Ontology annotation, cellular component: nucleus. Gene Ontology annotation, biological process: regulation of transcription by RNA polymerase II; neuron differentiation. The record is from RefSeq and is a predicted model, not a curated record. Gene Ontology annotation, molecular function: RNA polymerase II transcription regulatory region sequence-specific DNA binding; DNA-binding transcription factor activity, RNA polymerase II-specific. Lineage: Eukaryota; Metazoa; Arthropoda; Insecta; Hemiptera; Aleyrodidae.